AUGGCCGUCGCCUCGACGCCGCUCGUCGCGGCACCAUCGUGCCCGGCCUGGGCGAAGGCCGAAGCGUCGUCGAGGGCCCCGGCCGCAGUUCGACGGCGAGCCCCGACGGCCGCGCGCAGCACCGCCGACCUGACUGAAGCGCCUGGCGACAGCCGCUCGGGUGCGAGCGAAACGAGCAGGAGAGCCGCUGCGUGCAAGCGCGAUCAGCAGGCGCGCGACCAGCGCCGGCGGCAGCGUGCUCAGCACGACCGGCGCGCGGCGCCGGCGGUCGCCAAGACCGUGCGCCCGCAGCUCGGCCAGUGCGGCUGCCCCGCACAUGCCGUCUGCGGCAUGUGCGUCGACCAGGGCAAGCUCGCCGCGGCCGAGCAGGCGGCGGUCGACCUCGAGACGCAGUUCCACGCCUCGACCAACGUCGUCAUGGACCUCGAGCGGCCCGAGGACGAGACGGCGGCGCUGCUGCAGCGCUGCGUGCACAAGUGUGUGGAGUGCAUGGAGGUGCAGGUGUAG
Emiliania huxleyi CCMP1516 is the source of this 507-nucleotide messenger RNA. RefSeq lists its product as hypothetical. NCBI's taxonomy places the organism in Eukaryota, Haptophyta, Isochrysidales, Noelaerhabdaceae. The record is from RefSeq and is a predicted model, not a curated record. The transcript has 3 exons. Bases 1 to 507 code for a protein of 168 amino acids.